CUUGGUCGCCAGUUCCACAUGGCCUUUUUCCACUCCUCUUUCUGCCAGCCCUUACUUCAGCCGCCGCCGCCGCCAUCAAAAGGUCCGCUGGCACCGCCAUCUCUCAGCGGCGACGUCUCCAAGCACUAGCGACAGUUACCAUCAUUUUAUUCGGCCAUUCCUUGCAGAAUAGGUUCUUUACACUCUUUCGCGCUCACUCUCUCUCGUCGAUGCCGCGCUGGACUGCAGAAGCCUGCUCUCCAUGAUAUCCUGACUCAACUGCUCCAGACAUCCACGUUGUUGUCCCCAAGAUGUUGCGACGGCCGCCUGGCCAUGUCGCUCCGCAGCGCAAGUACCUGUUGGCACUCGCGCUGAUCCUCCUCCCGUGGCUCCCGCUCGCCGAUGCUCAGCAGCAGCACCAGCGCCCGCCCUCGCCCGCCCGGCAUAGGUCGCCGGCAGAACACGAGCAGCAUGCCGCACUCAACCUCGCGGCCACGACCGUGGCGGGCCAGCAAGCGGCCGACACUCCCCGCAUUCACCGCCACGGGAAGCCAUCGAGUGCCGAUAGCAGCGAGGACAACGAGGAAUCCCGCCUGCGGAUCCUCGCCCGUUCCAACAGCCACCACUUCAUCCCUGACGAUGCGCGCGCCCACGCUUUGGCUCCGGACCUGUCCGUUCGAGCACCGCCUCCCUCGCAGUACAGAGGCCCCUCCCCCGGGGCUGGACUCUCGCAGCAUGUUGCGCGGAGUCUGGAGGAUUGGGAAGUAGAAGACUUUGUUCUUCUGGCGACCGUCGAUGGAGACCUCUACGCCAGCGAUCGCAAGACCGGACAGGAACGCUGGCACUUCAAGGCCGACCACCCCAUGGUUGAGACCAGACAUUUUCGAACCAAUAGUUCGGUCCUCGACGACGACUACGACCCCAUCGACCACUACAUCUGGGUCGUUGAGCCCACAAGAGACGGAGAGCUGUAUCUCUGGAGGCCCAACGAGCAGGGCGCCGGCCUGGCCAAGAUGGCCUUGACCAUGAAGAAGGUGGUCGAGGAGCUCGCGCCGUGGAACGACAAGGCCAACGGCGUGCUCUAUACCGGGGACAAGAAGACCACCAUGGUCACGUUGAAUGCCGCUACGGGAACCAUCAUUAAGCAGUUCGGCUCCAGCGGUAGUUACGUUAACAAAGUCGAGUCUGAGAGCUGCUUCAAACCGAACGCCCUGGCUGACGGCGAGGAGGAAUGCAACGAGGACAGGACUAUCACGCUUGGGCGGACUGAGUACACUGUCAGCAUCCACCGCUCCGACGGCAGCCCGAUUGCGUCGCUCAAAUACUCCGAGUGGGGUCCCAAUACGCAGGACAAUGACCUCAUCCAGCAGAACAUCCUGACCAAGGACAGCCGUUACGUCACGGGCCAGCACGAUGGCAAGGUCUAUGGCUUCGAGUAUGGCCGCUUUAGCGAAGAACGUCCCUACUUUACCAGGACGCUCUCGUCGCCCGUAGCACGUGUGUUUGACGUCCUUCAUCGAUGGGGGUCCGCUCCUGGUGCGGAUCCGGAACUCAUUGUGCUGCCCCAGCCUCCUCUCCCUGCAAGCGAUGAGGACAGCGCGCGCCUCCGUAGUGAGAAGGUCUUCAUCAAUCAGACAGAGGAAGGAAGCUGGUACGCCCUUUCGGCAAGCCGGUAUCCCUUGAUCCUGUCCGCGCCCGUGGCACCCAUCCACCGUGUGGAUUGGUGGAGGAUCAAGGAAGCCUGGGAUCUGCUUCCCGAGUCUCAGAAGUCCAGGGCGUUGGUCGGGACACACCAGCUGCCGGACGGCCUCGGGACGGCCGACCGAGUCAAGCAGCCGUCGCGCUUGUUGUUGGAUGCCCCUCGCGGUGACCUUGAGAGGCUGCCCGAUGCCGAAACCCCGCAACUACUCCCGCCACCACAGCCAGAACCGAGUAGGAUCAUCGACACGGCAAAGAAGGUGCCCUUAUUUGUCGUGAGUACAGUUUUUGACCUCGUCAGCAACCCCGCCGCGAUCGUCAUUGCCCUCAUCACGGGAUGGAUUUUCCGAGAUUGGGUCUUCCGAGAUUGGCUGCCUAAGGUCGGUCGCGUGUCCUCGGGCAAAGCGGGCUUGCUAGCGUCGCGAAUCGAGGUCAACCCCACCAUGCCAAAUUCGACCUCGGCGGCGGAACCCAAUGCUGCUGCCAUUGUGGCAGAACCUAAGGCGGAAGUCACCCCGGCUGAUGCCGUUCCUGUAGCGGUUCCUGCUGAGACGCCCCCAGAGGCUAACCCCGAUACACCACCGGCGCCCCGAGAACCGGCCGUGGAUCCCGCUGAGCAACCCGAGUUGAAUGCGGAGCCGGCAGAAGGAGCUGAUGCCCCGGCUGGCGAGACCGUGAAGAAGAAGAAAGCACACCGGGGCCGUCGAGGAGGCGCCAAACACCGGAAGGGCAACAAGGACAAGCGCGAGAACUCUCAGUCUAGGGAGGAAAGUCCGCCGCAGGAAUCGGUUGAGGAGGUUGUUAACAAAGCCAAGACCCUCAUUCGCGAGCCCAAACUUGAGCCAGACAUCAUCACAGUCGCCGGGGAUGCCGACGAGGUUUCGGGCCACAUUCUGAAGAUGGGCAGUCUUGAGGUCAACGAGGCCGAGCAGUUGGGCACGGGCAGCAACGGCACCAUUGUUUUUGCCGGCAAGUGGGACGGCCGCGACGUGGCUGUGAAGCGCAUGCUGGUGCAGUUCAACGAGAUCGCCAGCCAGGAGACUAGGCUGUUGAGAGAAAGCGACGAUCAUCCGAAUGUAAUCCGCUACUACGCCCAGCAAGAACGCGCGGCGUUCCUCUACAUCGCUCUGGAGCUCUGCCAGGCCUCGCUCGCCGACAUUGUCCAGAAGCCUCACGCCUAUAGGGAGCUGGCGCAGGCUGGCGAACGCGACAUGCCGGGUGUCUUGUACCAGAUCGCCAACGGUCUGAGCCAUCUGCAUAGCCUGCGCAUCGUCCACCGCGAUCUCAAGCCGCAGAACAUCUUGGUCAACAUGGGCAAGAACGGCCGGCCCCGCAUCCUCGUCUCCGACUUUGGCCUGUGCAAGAAGCUGGAGGGCGGGCAAUCGUCGUUCGGUGCCACUACCGCUCACGCCGCGGGAACUACGGGUUGGCGUGCCCCGGAGCUCCUGAUUGACGACGACGGCCCAGGGCCUUCGACCAUGACGCUCACCGACCCGGGCUCCAGCCUGCACAGUGCGUCUGGCUCCGGCCUCGUUGAGGGCCCGGGCCCGCACAGCCGACGGGUGACGCGGGCCAUCGACAUCUUCUCGUUGGGGCUGGUCUUUUUCUACGUGCUGACGCGCGGCAACCACCCGUUCGACUGCGGCGACCGCUUCAUGCGCGAGGUCAACAUCCGCAAGGGCAUCUACUCCCUGCAGCUGCUCGACUCGCUGGGCGACUUUGCCUUUGAGGCGCGCGACUUGAUCGGCAGCAUGCUCAACGCCAAGCCCAAGCAGCGGCCCACAGCGCUUGAGGUCAUGGCCCAUCCGUUCUUUUGGAGUCCCAAAAAGCGCCUCAGUUUCCUGUGUGACGUGUCGGACCACUUUGAGAAGGAGCCGCGCGACCCGCCGAGCCCGGCGCUGUCACACCUCGAGUCGUAUGCCCCCAGCGUCGUCCAGGGUGAUUUUCUCAAGCACUUACCACGCGAGUUUGUCGAGUCGCUCGGCAAGCAGCGCAAGUACAGGGGUGAUCGCCUGCUGGACCUGCUGCGCGCGUUGAGGAAUAAGCGGAAUCACUACGAGGACAUGCCCGACUCGCUCAAGAAGAUUGUGGGGUCGCUGCCGGAUGGGUAUCUCGCUUUUUGGGCGUGCCGGUUCCCGAAUCUGUUGAUUACCUGCUGGAAUGUCGUGUAUGACCUCCGCUGGGAAGAGACGGAUCGGUUUCGGGACUAUUAUGUCCCUGCCCCGCCGUCGAGUCUGUAGGAUAGUCCGUGGACGGGCGGUUGGGGGGGUUGGUUAAGUGACUGAGAGGGAUGUGGAAGGGUGGUGAAACAGGGGGAGGGUCGGUUGAGUUUCCUUGGCAGCGUUGUUUCUCUUGUCAGUC
Messenger RNA from Parathielavia appendiculata, 4038 nucleotides. RefSeq lists its product as uncharacterized. Gene Ontology annotation, molecular function: protein serine/threonine kinase activity; RNA endonuclease activity; ATP binding. The record is from RefSeq and is a predicted model, not a curated record. The transcript has 2 exons. Gene Ontology annotation, biological process: mRNA processing; protein phosphorylation; intrinsic apoptotic signaling pathway in response to endoplasmic reticulum stress. Lineage: Eukaryota; Fungi; Ascomycota; Sordariomycetes; Sordariales; Chaetomiaceae. Bases 291 to 3917 code for a protein of 1208 amino acids. Gene Ontology annotation, cellular component: IRE1-TRAF2-ASK1 complex.